Molecule: messenger RNA, 2050 nt
Organism: Asterias rubens (European starfish)
Lineage: Eukaryota; Metazoa; Echinodermata; Asteroidea; Forcipulatida; Asteriidae
Product: charged multivesicular body protein 2a-like
Exons: 6
Coding region: 139-807 (222 amino acids)
Biological process (GO): late endosome to vacuole transport; protein transport; endosome transport via multivesicular body sorting pathway
Cellular component (GO): multivesicular body; ESCRT III complex
Source: RefSeq, a predicted model, not a curated record
ACAAGAAAAUCCUCGACCCGUGAUUGUGUGUCACUCGUUCUUGACUUUAUAUGCGCCCAAAACAGACCCCAAAUUACUGCCAUAGAACAUAAAGGGCAUUCUUUUCUCUACACACAAGUUCACCUAAAAAUCAGAACAAUGUCGUUCCUCUUCGGAAGGAAAAAAACGCCAGCAGAAAUGCUGAAACAGAAUCAGCGGGCGUUGAAUCGAGCCAUGAGGGAUCUCGAUCGGGAGAGGGGGAGGCUAGAAUCUCAGGAGAAGAAAGUGAUCGCAGAUAUCAAGAAAAUGGCAAAACAGGGGCAGAUGGAUGCAGUUAAAGUGAUGGCCAAGGAUCUUGUCAGAACGAGGCGCUACGUCAAAAAGUUCAUUAUGAUGAAAGCCAACAUCCAAGCAGUGGCAUUGAAGAUACAGACCUUGAAAUCGAACCAGGCUAUGACGGAUGCAAUGAAAGGGGUAACAAAGGCUAUGUCGACCAUGAACAGACAGUUGAAGUUACCUCAAAUCCAGAAGAUCAUGAUGGAGUUUGAGAAGCAAUCUGAGAUUCUUGACAUGAAGGAGGAGAUGAUGAAUGAUGCAGUAGAUGAUGUCAUCGGUGAGGAAGAGGAUGAAGACGAAAGUGACGUUAUUGUAUCUCAAGUUCUUGAUGAGCUGGGCCUGGUAAUGACAGAUGAACUUACAGCCAUUCCUGGUACAGGAGGAGCUCUAGCUCAGCAGAAAGCCCAGCAACCUGCAAAACUAGCCGUAGCUGAAGGUGGUGAGGCUGACGACGAUCUGCAGGCCAGAUUAGACAACCUCAGGAGGGAAUAAAUAAACUGUAAAUUAGUUGUAUUUUGUAUAUAGAGACAGAGAUGGAGGGAGUGUGUGGUCGGUCGGGGUGUAACAUGCGGGAAUAGGACCCCUUGCAUAUGUAACAUUAGCGAGAGACUAUUAAAACAAAGAUGGCGACUUACACAAAGUUUACUUUACACCAAACCAAAACUAGACACAUGAGGGGCGGUAUGACAAUAUAGCAUACGGCAAGUUCAAUUGCGCUCCAGGGGUAACCAAAGGUUUAGGCUGGUAGACCAUUGGGUAACUACUGCUGACCAUUUGGAACCAGCCUAAUGAGCAUAGUUUCUUCUGUGGUACCGAUAGCCUGUUCAAUGCUAACAUGUGGAUAGCACAGAAGGGAACUAGUGACACUAACGCAAAAAGGCUGAAGGCAAUGGAGUGUUGAUUACCGUGGUACCGAUGGUUGACUAGGCUUCCAAUCGAGUCAUUCGAGCGAGUGUGUCACUGCGGAUAUACGUUGCCGGUCAGUAGUCGACUAAAUGUGCGCACUCGAACUUGCUCAUAGAUGUAUAUUGGGUAAAUGUGCGCACUCGAAUGAUCUAACUUGGCUUACUCUACAAUAGCCUGAACAUCACACAUCAUACUUGGAGGCUUGUGAAUACCGCCAGAUACCAGCCUUGAGCACCUGGCGGAAUCCUGCCAGAUGAACCUUUGACCUUGCAUCCCUUUCACACAUGUACACACAUUACACUUGAUUACAUGCAGACAUUACUACACAGUACAUGACUGAUGGUACAGUUAACUGCCUCUGUAUGUUGCUGACUAACUACUCCUCUUCAAAGCAGACCAAUCAAAACGCGGAAAUUGAAAGCUUACGUCACUGCGAGUUUAUCCAACUGAUUUCAUUGGGCGAAGACCGGUGCCUGUCAUUGUCCUUGCGGAUAUAGACAGGGGACCAGACUAACUCUACAGCAUCACAAGCAUAAAUAGCGCCCUCACUGAGCUCCAAAGAAAAUCUGUCGGUACAUGUAGUUGAGAGUUGUGCAUCGCAUGGGCACAUUUCCAUCUUUUGAUCUUGGUAUUAUGCAGGCCCAUGUUAGGGGUGUAUUUAAAACUUAAAGUUAAAACUCAUUUCAGCCCUUUUUAUGUUUGCAUCCUGCUGAAAGGUUAUGGCCAAAUGGCUAAUGUCACACAACAAAAACUGUUGUGGUACCCGCUGCUAAAAUAUAGGAUUCAAACCAGUGCCGUUGAAUUGCAAAGGUCGUUGGUUCGAAUCCCA